AUGUUAGAUGAAGCAAACCGCAUGACUGAGUCGAUAUCGGCUAUACCUAUGUCCAAAUGUCCCAAAGCAUAUUUCCUCAUCGUCGACGAUAUUCGACAAUUCAGCCCUGUCAUUACGACUAUGCACCGCGAUGAUUGGAAGUCAUUCUUUGGUCCUCAGCGCCAGACAAGCCUAUUCAAGCGUAUGGAGUACUCAGGGGCAAUCCAGCAACGCCUUGAAUCUAACUACCGCGCUCGCCUUGACGCCGCUGAUUUUAUCCGUGAAAAGUUCUACGGUGGACAGAUGACUAUUGUAAAUAGCAUGCCACUCUUGCGACCAACACUAUCAAGGAUUACAUUGCUGACAAAACUGGGUCACACAAUCCAAAUGUCGUUACUGACGUUCCUGAGCUCAUUGAAGUUCGAGUCGGUACCAGUUUCACAAAUCCUGCAACUACUAAGCUUGCUGUCUGUCUAG
Messenger RNA from Fusarium poae, 456 nucleotides. RefSeq lists its product as uncharacterized. The transcript has a single exon. The coding region runs from base 1 to 456 and encodes 151 amino acids. The record is from RefSeq and is a predicted model, not a curated record. NCBI's taxonomy places the organism in Eukaryota, Fungi, Ascomycota, Sordariomycetes, Hypocreales, Nectriaceae.